CAAGUUCCUUCUUGAAAUUAAAAGCACUUAUUGUGCGCAGUUAACACGCUUAUUUACAACUAAAGAGGCAUUGAAGGAAGAUUAAGUUAUUAUCGAACGAUUUGUUCAUUCAACAUGGUUUCCUUCUUCCACGUGUCAGCGAUACUGGUUGUGCUGAUAUUCCAGUUUCAUUUGUUGAGAAGUACAUAUGAGGAAUGUAAGGAUGCAUUUAAUAAUGCAGAGGACGUUAAAGUUUGUCCAAGGUCAAAAGAAGAGUGGGACAUCGCUGCCCGUAGAAAAAAUUGUAGUAAACAAGCAGUGUUAGCAGAAGGAAAAAAUUGCACAAUUAAAAAAAAACAACUCGAGUACCAUUGUCUAAUCAACGCGUUCAGAAAUAAGUUAUUGGAAGUUUGUGAACCAGCAAAAACAAUUUUUGGACAUUGUGCAGAGUACAAUGAACUUGGAAUGGUUAUUCAAAAUCAUUAUUCAGCCGAAUGCAAUCAAGUAUUUCCAAAAUGUGAUGAAUCCUACAGAUCCUCGGAUGCAUAUAAAUAUCCUGACUGUUAUAAGCUUGUUAACCAAACACACGCUUCAAAAGAUGAUCCAGAAAUCGGAUAUGAUACAACAAAUAUCAUCAUACCAACACUGACUGCUGUCAUUGCACUUUGCUGUUUAGUCAUAGUACUGUGUUGUAUAAGAGGAAGAAAGUUAAAACAGAAAAAAGAAAAUGACGAAGAAAACUGUGAAUGUUUAUUGGAUACUGUACCAGAAAACAAAGGAGCAGAAUCAAAGCCACGCAUUCAAUAUUUCUGUUACAAAAUCGACAAAUUUGAACAUUUCUAUUAUUUUUGCAAACAAGUAAAAGAAUUUUUACGAAGGAACAAGGAGAGUGAAAAUAAUGAUCUGAUAGACGAUAAGUUUAAAGGUGACUUUGUCAAAUGUGGUGUGAUAGGAGAAUUUACUGAUGAUGACCUUCUUUUACUCCCCAAAGGGAAAAUAUAUGAGAAGAAUGAAAAUGAAAACCAUUGGGAAGCAGUUCCUGUACUUUGCUUUCAAAACAAUCUUCCACUGCAAUCAGCAUUAGAGGUCUGCCAAAGAGAAGGUGCAUGUAACUUGAUCCUUAUCAAAUCCAAUAAAGAUGAAACAGACGAAGUAGAUGAUUUUAUCAUAAAUGUUGGUCGGAACAAAACAAAUAUUUUGGUGGCUAUAAUAUCAUGUUUGGAACAACCACUAUGUAAAAUGCUUAAAAAAUGGUUAAAUCUGUAUUCAGAGGAUUCAGAUAUACGCUCUGAUAUAAAUGCUCUCUGUAAGAUGAGACUAAACAACGACGACGAAACAGACAUAUUCGAGAUUCCAGAAGAUUUAAAGAAAUACCUGUCUGGAAAUUCUGACAUAACGAGUUAUGCAUGGAUGACAGAUCAUACACUCCAGUUAUGUGUCAAACAAACAACCGAUGAAAAGAAACUGAAGGAUGAGUUAAAGGGUUUGGACCCAAAGUUCUAUGCAAAGUGCCUUGUUUUCAUAGACAAAAGAAAAUCAGUGAAAAGGAAUACAGGAGAUGUGGUUAAAAAAGAUGACGUUGAAUUGAACAAACCCUAACCGAAAAGUUUUUAAUCUACAAAACGUAAAAAAUCCAAUUAAACUUCAAACAAUAUAUAUUCAGAAAAGGCAGACAGAAUACAGAAAGCAAGCAAAAUCUAAGCCUGACCUUAAUCUAUUCCGGCAGCAGUGAUAUUAACUCUGAUGAAUUAAAACGACUUACACUUCGAUAAUAAUAAUCAGUUUUCAUGAAAUGUCAAGCUAUUUUGAAAUCAAAAUAUAAAACAGAUAACAUGCGUUCUUUGCCUUGAACAUUACCAAAGAGUUGUUCUACUGAUUCGAGCAGAAUCUUUGUUUUAAAUUCGUUAUAGGACGAAAUAUGCAUAUUUGUCGUGUACCCAGUUAGUAUUAUGAAGAUGACUGUUUGUAAACGUUUAUGUUUUCAACCACAAAUAUGUUUACAUUAAUAUCGCUCUCUAGCAGCAAAAUUAUUCCCCUUACCUUUGUCAGAAAAAAAUAUUUUUUUUUAAACUUCAAUUUUUACGAUGUAAUUUGGUGCCGAGCAAAGCGAGGGAGAAAUCAAAUUGUAUAUUUUUAAAACAUGUAUAGUGCAGCCAUUCCAACGCCUUCCAGAAAGAAAACGCACGGAUCAUUAUUUGGCACGUGUAGUUUCUUUGUCAGCUCGAUUGGAAUAGCUUUUUUUAUAUUUUGUAUAUUUUUUUCAUUUAUACACAUCUAGUCUGAAAAUGGCAAUAAUGUAGUUAAAAUAUUUUGUUAUCAGUUCGCAAUGUGUGCGGUUGUUGGCACGGUUUAUGAGUAUUAAAAGCUUGAUUUUGUUUAAUUGGAUGUAAAAUUUAUAUAAUGUUCAAUAAUUUCAGAGUUUACAUGUGUUUUCUGUAAAAUUCAUUUUUUAUUUGAUAUAAAACUAUAAUUUUAUUAUUAACAUUCAAAUGCAUUUUACAUGCGAUAAGUAAAAAACAUUCAAGAUAUUCUUAAUCCAAAAUCCGCAUGGUAAUGUACUCUUACCUUUUUUUAAUUUAAUCUUUGGCAUAAACGUGUUUAGAUGCAAAAAAAGAUAAGGAAUAAAUUUCAAUAGAUCUAUAUAAAAUUGAGAAAUGUCUUGUGUGUUCUUAAUGUAGUCUAUAAAUGGCUAUGACUUAAAAAACCUCUUAAGACAAUUGAACAACAAAUGAUCUUUGAAUUAAAAAAAAAAAAAUCUUUUAUUGUUUUGUUACAAUGAUUCGAUGCCUACAUCAAUUUUUCAUUAUUAGUCUGCUAAGUGGUUCUUGUGUGUUUAGACGCCACACUUGGGAGGGAAGUUAUGUUAAAAGUCAUACAUUUGUGGAAAUUAUUGUACAAUGGAACAAAAAGUGGGUCGUAAUGAAUGACUUUAUACAUUUUGGUAAAAAUGAAAAUGUCUCUUCCAAAAAUAGUAUGAAUCAAAGCUAAUCCAUUUAAAAUAUUCUUCUUAUAUAUGUAUAUCCCGCUGUAUGACAUUUGUGUUUUUUUGUGAAUGUGAGUAUGUGAUCGGUUAUUAAAGUAUGUAUAAGCUCAUUGAAAUGAAAAUUAGAAAAAUAUAUUUAAAAAGAUGUACAUGUAUGUGCUAAGUGCAGGCUUCGUAGCUAUCCUUUCCAAGAAUAUGGCAUUAACUCGAUAGAAAAGUGAAAGCAAGUAAGCAAGUUCAUUGAGGAGUGAAAGAAUAAUUUUAUGGCAAUUCCCACAGGAGAUAUGAGAGAGAAGAACAUUAGUUUGUCAGGAAGGGGUAUCUCAUAUCAAUGAGCAUUACUUGUUCUAAAGACAUCGUGUUACUUGUAAAUAUGUAAGUAAAGUUGUAAAUAUGUAUAUAUUUUAGAUGCCAGUGACAAGGAGGACCCUCGUCACAAUUAUAAUGACUAAGUCGUUUAGAACUGAAAAAAUACCCCAAAAAAUUGAAACCGGUAAUUGUAUUUAUCAUGUCUGUACAUAUCAUAUUGUGUAGAAAUCCACAACAAAACCAACUGAUGUUAGUUGCUUUAGUUAUUUCCUCAACUCUGUGAAACAGUAUUCACAUAGCUGUCUUUUAAAAUAAACGGAC
This is a messenger RNA of Magallana angulata, 3592 nucleotides long. RefSeq lists its product as uncharacterized. Bases 115 to 1578 code for a protein of 487 amino acids. NCBI's taxonomy places the organism in Eukaryota, Metazoa, Mollusca, Bivalvia, Ostreida, Ostreidae. The transcript is spliced from 11 exons. The record is from RefSeq and is a predicted model, not a curated record.